Messenger RNA from Oreochromis aureus, 1697 nucleotides. RefSeq names its product collagen alpha-4(VI) chain-like. The transcript has 5 exons. NCBI's taxonomy places the organism in Eukaryota, Metazoa, Chordata, Actinopteri, Cichliformes, Cichlidae. The record is from RefSeq and is a predicted model, not a curated record. Bases 701 to 1438 code for a protein of 245 amino acids.
AAGAUCACGCGAAAUCGUCAACAAUCAAAUCCGGCUAACUUACUUAGCGAGGUACGAAGAACGGACCCCUGAUCUACAUCGUGACUCAUUAUACCACUUGUUUUUUUUAUCUUUUUGCAAUUCUAAUAACUCUAACCGAGUUAGUAGCUGGCAACAGUUAAGACAAACAUUUUCCUGCUCUCUUAGCAACUUUUGUUAGCUGAUUAAUGCAGACUGAAUCAUUCAUCUUUCUUAACAGACCAAAGUAUUAUAGGCCAAUCAGUACCUUGUUCUGCUUGUGCAUCAUGGUGUUUGGAUGGUGCUAACUUUCACAUCUAUAGUUUCAUUGUUGUGUAACAUGACUUAUUUGUACUAAAGAGGUAAAUAAUACCUGCAGGUUAGGUUGUAACUCGGCAAUGAAUAAAUGUUUUUUCAGUGGCUGCUGUUGUGUCUGCAGACCCCUGCAGGCGUGCACAGGAGUGCGCCUUCAUCCAGGAACCAGUGGUGCCUCAGCAGGUGGAUGUGGACCUGGUCAUGGUGCUGGACAGUUUCGGGGAGAUCCAGGCCGAUGAAUACACCGGUGCCCAGCAGCUGCUGAGCUCUGUGGUGGAGCAGCUGGCCGUGAGUCCACAGCCCCGCCGCCAGGCCCGAGUAGCUCUGGUCCAACAGAGCACCAAGGUGGAGUUCGGCCUGCAGACCUACCAGAACUGUGAAGACGUACAUGAUGCAGAACAUGCAGCAGCAGGGCGGCUCUUUGGCGCUGGGACAGAUGCUGGACUACACCCUGAGGGAGGUGCUGCUGAAGGCCGGCCAGCCGCGCAGCAAGAGGGCCGUCCUGACUGUGGUUGGCACCAAGACGGCCUACAGGGACCAGGCCAAGCUGCGCUACAUCUCCCAGAAGGCCAAGUGUGAGGGGGUGGCGCUGUUUGUGGUGGCGGUGGGUGAUCGUUAUAAACGCAGGGAGGUGGAGGAGCUGGCCAGCGUGCCGACACAGCAGCACCUGAUCAGAUUCAACAGGCUGAAGGCCGACGAGCAGGGCUACGCCCAACGCUUCAUCCGAGUCUUCCUCUCCGCCCUCAACAAGGGACUCAACGCUUAUCCUCCACCCCCAUUUAAACUGACCUGCAGCCAGCUGUCAGAGCCAGACGACACUCUGGACACAAACAGUCAAAGUGAGGCAGAGCUGGAGUUUCAGGAGCAAACGACGAGCAUCAACAGCACUGUGAACACAGGAGACGACUCACAGUCAGAUGUGAACGUGGAGCUGACGAAGCAGCUGCACAGUUUUGUGUCCACAGACGUGUGUCUCCUGAGCGAGGACGUCGGCCACUGUCAGGAUUACACGUGUGGUGGUUCUUUGACCACAAACAGGGCGCCUGCUCUCGUUUCUGGUACGGCGGCUGCGGCGGCAACAAAAACCGCUUUGAGACGCAGGAUGAGUGCGAGAGCGUUUGCCUGACACCGCAGUGAUGAGGAGGUGGAGCUAGGCCGGCGUCCUCCAUCAAACACGAGCAUCGUGAAGAGCCGGCGACCUGGGAGCAGAAACACACCCAGGAUCGUUUAAACUGUUCGAGGACUGAAAACCAUCACGUCAGUGUUUCUUUGUCACAUGCAUGCUAUAAGCUACAUGCAUGCUAUAAGCUACAUGCAUGCUAUAAGCUACAUGCAUGCUACAAACUCUGUUAAAGUUUCUGAUUAAAAUGUUAUUAAAAAGUCAA